Onychomys torridus (southern grasshopper mouse) is the source of this 6163-nucleotide messenger RNA. It is a transcript of the gene Cnr1, whose product is annotated as cannabinoid receptor 1. Gene Ontology annotation, molecular function: cannabinoid receptor activity. The transcript has 2 exons. NCBI's taxonomy places the organism in Eukaryota, Metazoa, Chordata, Mammalia, Rodentia, Cricetidae. The record is from RefSeq and is a predicted model, not a curated record. Gene Ontology annotation, cellular component: membrane. Bases 872 to 2293 code for a protein of 473 amino acids. Gene Ontology annotation, biological process: G protein-coupled receptor signaling pathway.
GGAGCAGAACAGGGUCAGGCCGCAGGGUCCCCGGGACGCGGCGGUGGCCGAGAAUGAGGAUGACACAGUGGGCGCCGCGCGCCAAGGGCCGGCCCUCCUUGGCCCCCGGGCCAGCGCCGCGGCGGGGACCGCGCAGCAAAGUUUCGAGCCGCGGGCGCCGCGCGCCGGUCCCUCCCCGCGCAGAUCCCUUGGCGGAGUCUCUGCUGCCGCCGCUGCCAGGGCAGGACAAAGGCUCAUUAACACGUGAUGGGACCACGCUUCAUAAAUGGGACUGGAGCGAGAGCGAGCCAGAGACAGCGCGCAAGCGGAGGGAGAGGCAGGGACCGCGAGCAGGGCGCGGCGACGGGCGCUCCGGCUGGCCCAGGCGGGCGGCCCCACGCUGGCCAGCGCGGUCAGCCGGACGCCAGGGAGAGCCAGGGAACGAACCCCGCCUGCCAGAGCCCAGGGGCGACAGUCCCGGGGGCUGUGGCGCACCGGUGCUGGAGGCCGGGGACGCGGGCGCGCAGACCGACUGACUUACUGACCGAUCGCCGCAGGCACGCCCCGCUCCACCCCGCCCCGCCGCGCCCCGCGCCGCCUCCCCAGCUCGCUCUCUGCCUCUACCUUCUCCACUUCUUUUCCGCCUCCGCCUCUUUCGGGCUCCCCUGGCGCCAGAGCCUUCGCUUCCCCUGGCUCAGGCGGGAGCCUGGACUGUCUGCAGAGCUCUCCUAGAGUCUGGGGGCAAAUUUCCUUGUAGCAGAGAGCCAGCCCCUUGGCUGGGCGACAGGUGCCGAGGGAGCUUCUGGCCCGUGGACCAGGGGAUGCGAAGGGGUUCCCUCCUGGCAUCUCUUUCUCAGUCGCUGUGAGUCUGGCCUAAUCGAAGACUGGGGUUAUGAAGUCGAUCCUAGAUGGCCUUGCAGAUACCACCUUCCGCACCAUCACCACAGACCUCCUCUACGUGGGCUCCAAUGACAUUCAGUACGAAGACAUCAAAGGAGACAUGGCAUCCAAAUUAGGAUACUUCCCACAGAAAUUCCCUCUGACUUCCUUCAGGGGUAGUCCCUUUCAAGAAAAGAUGACUGCAGGAGACAACUCCCCGUUGGUCCCUGUGGUCGACACAGCAAACAUCACAGAAUUCUACAACAAGUCUCUCUCGUCAUACAAGGAGAAUGAGGAGAACAUCCAGUGUGGGGAGAACUUCAUGGACAUGGAGUGCUUUAUGAUUCUGAACCCCAGUCAGCAGCUGGCCAUUGCUGUGCUCUCCCUCACACUGGGCACCUUCACUGUUCUGGAGAACCUGCUGGUUCUGUGCGUCAUCCUGCACUCCCGCAGUCUCCGAUGCAGGCCCUCCUACCACUUCAUUGGUAGUCUGGCAGUGGCCGACCUCCUGGGAAGCGUCAUUUUUGUCUACAGCUUUGUUGAUUUCCAUGUGUUCCACCGUAAAGACAGUCCCAAUGUGUUUCUGUUCAAACUGGGUGGGGUCACGGCCUCCUUCACAGCUUCUGUGGGCAGCCUGUUCCUCACAGCCAUUGACAGGUACAUAUCCAUUCACAGGCCUCUGGCCUAUAAGAGGAUCGUCACCAGGCCUAAGGCCGUAGUGGCUUUUUGCCUGAUGUGGACUAUUGCAAUAGUAAUUGCUGUGCUGCCUCUCCUUGGCUGGAACUGCAAGAAGCUGCAAUCUGUUUGCUCCGACAUUUUCCCACUCAUUGAUGAAACCUACCUGAUGUUCUGGAUUGGAGUCACCAGCGUGCUGUUGCUGUUCAUUGUGUAUGCAUACAUGUACAUUCUCUGGAAGGCUCACAGCCAUGCAGUGCGCAUGAUUCAACGUGGAACCCAGAAGAGCAUCAUCAUCCACACAUCAGAAGAUGGCAAGGUGCAGGUGACCCGGCCUGACCAAGCCCGCAUGGACAUUAGGUUGGCCAAAACCCUGGUCCUGAUCCUGGUGGUGUUGAUCAUCUGCUGGGGCCCUCUGCUUGCAAUCAUGGUCUACGAUGUCUUUGGGAAGAUGAAUAAGCUUAUCAAGACGGUGUUUGCCUUCUGUAGUAUGCUCUGCCUGCUGAACUCCACCGUGAAUCCCAUCAUCUAUGCUCUGAGGAGCAAGGACCUGAGACACGCUUUCCGAAGCAUGUUCCCUUCGUGUGAGGGGACGGCCCAGCCUCUAGAUAACAGCAUGGGGGACUCAGACUGCCUGCACAAGCACGCCAAUAACACAGCCAGCAUGCACAGGGCCGCGGAGAGCUGCAUCAAGAGCACCGUUAAGAUCGCCAAGGUGACCAUGUCUGUGUCCACAGACACGUCUGCCGAGGCUCUGUGAGCCUGCUGCUUUCGUGGCUGCACAGCGAAAGAAAUUCUUUUCUUUUCUUUCUUUUAGCUUAAAAUUUAGAGGUCUGUCAUCUCCUUGGUUUUAUAUAUAUAUUUUAAGUUUACCAUGUUUAGUAAAUAGUGACUGUCACUGUGCUUACUUAUCAGCUGGCUGACAUAUCAAUAGUUUAGGUAUUUAAACUCCAUUCUCCAGGGGUUUACAGUGAAGAAAGCCUGCUGCUUCAGUUACCCAAUGGUCCUUCAAGUCUCUGAAAUAGAAGGGAAACCUUUGGCUACAAAAUCUGAAGCCUAAGUAUCCAUAGAAAAACAUCAUGAAGUGAGAAAUGCCUUUGAGACCCACAACUUUCACGAUAAUGUGGUAUGUGUCCAUCAAUAGUACAAAAAAGUGCAUUUUUACAAUAAGUAUAGUGCUACAGUAGAAAUACUUUGUAAAACGUUUUAUGUCCUGUGAGUUGUGUAUCAGUGUUUACUGUGUCAUUUUGUCUAGCUUAGAAAAACCAGAAGGUAGACCUUCAUAAGAACGCUGGCAUACGGGAGUGGGUAUGUAGCAGGGAGACCCCUGUUUAGAUGGUAUUAUUGUCCAUGAUGAAAUUUUAGAAACCUUGGUAUUUCUUCCAGUAUCCAUAUCUAAAGUUAACAUUGAAAUAACCAUACAGGUUUAUUGUUUGGUUAAAACAACAAGAAGAUUUUGAAGACUAUCCAAAAGUAUCAAGCAGAAUUUGUGGACAUUUAAACGGUGGUUAGGCCUGACUUUCCAUAGAAGGACAUUUACUAUCUUCUGGACCGCAGCUGUUCAGUUGGGUAAUGGAUUAUAAUCAGAAUGGAAAGAAGAAGUAUACUGACUUUUUAAGGCUGAUGUUGCUGACUUUCUUCAGUUGUUAGCUCUCUCUGGACCUCUUCAGACAGCAUGUGUCAAUCUCAAUGUACACUGUUCUCACUGUGCAGCUGUUUACUUGUAGUGCAUUGUUACGUUCCAGACUUAAGUAGAUUUCAGGCCCAGAUGGCCAAAACACAGUCUUCUUCUUUUUAAUUGAGAAGAAGUAUUGUCUGAUUCAGUGAAAUUGUACCACGUGCGUGUGAUUGUAAAUGUGCGUGUGUAUGUGUGUGUUUGUGUGGUCUGUCUUGUAACUGUUACAGCAAUGUCACAACACGAGAAAACUGACCAAGUGUGAGCUGCGCCACUUGCUGCCCUCUUGCACACGAAUUCAGUUCCUAAAAUCAAGUUCUUCAUCAAGUCUUAUCUGUAGAAAUUCUGACUAAAACCUUUCAGAAACACCUUCCCACCUAAGCGAUUGGGUUCGAAUGAUCUUUAGGUGUUCCAGAAGGCCAGCAUUUGGCAAGGAGUAAUCAGUAUGAGGGGCAAAAAACGUAGAGCAUUCUCCUGGGGACAGGCCAGUGUGGGGGAUGGUGGGCACCUAUUAGUGGUCCAAUUCAUGGGAAUGAAAAUCAGUAACUGGGAGAUGGUUCUAAGACCUUCAAAACCCCCCAACAGGAACAAGUUUCAUGCAUGCAUGCAUGCAUGCAUGCAUGCAGGCAGGCAGGCAUGGAGACCCCAGGUUAGGGAGUACUACACAGAGCAUGCCAGUUCCCAGGUUCAGCCAUUUGAUAUCAGAGGGUGUGUAGGUCAGCGAGUAUGACAAAAGGGUGGUGCAAACCUGGUGACAGCCUUGUGCCUGGCUUUGUUCAGGUAAGUUUGGGCUAAGGAAUAGACAGUGUCUCUGCUUGCUGGUAUGAGGACAUGACAAAGCAUAAAGAUGAGGGUAGCUAGCUUCUGACUGGCUCCUUUGCCAUGGUGCUCAGAGUUGGGCCCUUUCCCAGGAGGGAGAGGUAUUGCUUUUAAAAGCCGCUUGCUCCUGGUAAGUUCUGCUGGGAGUCUCUCCUCUUCCUACAGCUUCUCACCAGUCCUGGAACUGAAUAGCAUGCAGCAGAAUGCUAGCAGAGCACCUACCUGGGAUUUCUAGUGUGUCAGGUUCCCAGAUGAAGGAGCAGUACCCCUUCUUGCAAUCAGUGGUAAGAUGGAUGUGGCCUGAGGGCCAAGCUGGGAUGUAUUUGCCUGCUGAGUCUCUGGCUUUCCUUUCUCUGUGCACAGAUGAGGACUCAGGACUCAGGAGGAUUAGUAACUCCAUAGAGAGGGGCAUUGACAGAAUAUCACCAGGGGCUAGGAAUUGCCAGACUUGUCCUGUAGCAACCUGAAUACCAAUCUUCAUGUCUCUAGUAACCAGGCAGUACCACCUCUUCUCACAACUACAAAAACCUGGUAGGAAAUUCUGAGUAUAGGAAUAAAAAAAAAAAAAUCCAAGAUUCAUUUUUAAAACUGUAUUAGUGUAAAUGCCAUCUUAGUGGUAGAUUUUAUAGUGUAUUGAACUUUCAAGACCUAACUCAUAUAUAAUAAGCUAAGGGACAAUGGGGCUGAUAGCACUAAACUUGGUGCUUAUUGACACUCUAAGAAAUAUCUGUGAAAUAUCAUCACGUGUGCAUUAAACUACCUUCAUUUAAAAAUGCUUCAAAUUAGUUGGAUCCACUUUGGCACUUCCUGUACCAUUUCCUAACCCUAGUGACCAAAACAUUCUCCCUGGUGAAUAUGGUCAUUAGAAUUACAUUCAUUAGUAUCAUUCAUUAACCAGCCCCUUAAUUAGAUACAUUCAUUUCAAUUUAAUUACUUAUAUGCUCUGGCAUCAGGGUUAUCUACUUUCCUCUGACAUCUGUCCUGAACAUGCUUUCUUCUACCAUUUCUCAUCUUCAAAAAGGACCAAGUCCCCAACUGCAUGACUUCUUCAGAAUAAAGACAGAGUCCUUGACUAACACUAUUGUUUAAACAAAGAAAGCUAUCUCCAAGGGCCCCGAAUUUUUCACUAUGUAUGAAAUAUAUGUAAAAGGAGUGUGGAUCUGGGCAAUUUAGACAUAUGUCUGUGACAGAUAACUCCCAAGCUCCCUGAUACUUACUGUCAGGGCUAGCUGGUAUCUAAUGCCAAGGAAUUUUUGCUACCUAAACACAUUCUGCAGGAAAUAGGCCCAACCACCAGAUGAGUACUAGAUCUCUGGUUACUGUUCAGUUCACUUAUUUCUGCCAUUCCAUAUCCAUAACCAAGAUCACUAACAUCAUGCAGAAAAUUAGAUCUCUCAUACUCUUAACUGUAUAUUUGUAUGAUAUUUUAAAAUCUCCUAAAUGGUCAUUCACAGUUGCUUUGCACUGGCCUUCUGAUAAAAUGCUAACACACCUAUUGUAAUAUACAUGAAACAUUCUAUCUACUGAUUUGGACUGAAUGUAUGUACAUAGGUUUUACAAAUGAGUCAGAUGUUGAAGCAGUGGUUUACAGACCAGUGAUUUUCAGACAGAGUUUCUUUCAAUUGCUGUGGUAUCUUAAAAAUCAUUCUUUGUGUAAACUUAUUGAACUCUAGGGGUCCUAGAGAUCAGAGUCUCCUAGAGAGGAAAUCUUUUCUUGUGAUAAUAUGAACCGAGAUACUAGAUUAUCUUGUUUCUCACUUCCAGUGUUUCAAGUGGAAAACACAUCUCCCUAUUGUCUCUGUAAAUGGAACAUCCUUUUCCUCUUAAAGAAUAUUGUACUGUUAGAUGUCUGUUAAGCUGAUAGCAUCAUUGAGACUGCUGUGAUGUCUUUGUCAGUAAUCUAUAUAAUAUUUUGUAUACAAGUACUGGUAAGAUUGUUAUUAAAUGUAGCUUCAGUCAUUAAAUUACUAUAGCAAAGUAGAACUUCUGUAAUAUUUACAAUGUAUUAAGCCUACAGUAUAUUUUAUUUCAUUGAUGGAAUUUAAUUGUUAUUUAUUCAAGAGAAAACAGUUCAUCAUGUCUAUUGUCUAAAAUUACCUGGAAUCAAAUAAAAAUUCUAGAUUAUCAUGGAAAACA